Molecule: messenger RNA, 2514 nt
Organism: Podarcis raffonei (Aeolian wall lizard)
Lineage: Eukaryota; Metazoa; Chordata; Lepidosauria; Squamata; Lacertidae
Gene: FZD5
Product: frizzled class receptor 5
Exons: 1
Coding region: 553-2265 (570 amino acids)
Biological process (GO): non-canonical Wnt signaling pathway; canonical Wnt signaling pathway
Cellular component (GO): plasma membrane
Molecular function (GO): Wnt receptor activity; Wnt-protein binding
Source: RefSeq, a predicted model, not a curated record
GCAGGCGAACGCUGCCCGCCGGAGAGUGAGGGCCCCCGGGCCGGGCCAGGACGCGCGUCCCGCUUGCAUGGCUCGCGUGCGCUCCGCGCGGAGGGACUUUGGCACCGCGGCGCCCGUGGCCUCGCCGAAGAAACUUUUCUCCCUGGCGAUCCCGUCGGGGGACCUGUGAGCGGAGCCCGCGCCUCCGCCUGCCCGGCGCCGAGUUUGCGAGCAUGAGCCGGGAGAGAAGCACCCCCGCGCCGCCUUGCUAUGGAGUUUCGCCUCUUCGCUCGGUCGCGUCCCGCCGGGUUUUACCCCCCUUAAGGCGCCCGGCCGGCCGGGGAACAGAAGCGCCCAGGUGCGCCUUUAGCCGGCGCUGAAGGACUUUGGGGUGACUGGCUUGGCGGGGCUCGGAGCGGACUGCGAGGGGGCGCCUCGUAUCAUGUGCGCCUUGGGCGACGCUGCUGCUGCUGCUGCUACGGGGACCCCCCGGCUCUCCUUCCCGGGACUCGAUCCGAAGACCUAAACCCAGCGCGCUCCCCCCCCCCCCGGGAGGCAGCGCCGCCUUCCCCCAUGGCCGGCCUCCGCGACGCGUGGCUGAGCCUCUUGCUGCUGCUGCUUCAGGCUCCCGCUCCGUCGGCGGCCGCCUCCAAGGCCAUCGUGUGCCAGGAGAUCACGGUGCCCAUGUGCAAGGGCAUCGGCUACAACCUGACCUACAUGCCCAACCAGUUCAACCACGACACGCAGGACGAGGCCGGGCUGGAGGUGCACCAGUUCUGGCCCCUGGUGGAGAUCCAGUGCUCUCCGGACCUCAAGUUCUUCCUGUGCAGCAUGUACACGCCCAUCUGCCUGCUGGACUACGCCAAGCCGCUGCCUCCGUGCCGCUCGGUCUGCGAGAGAGCCAAGGCGGGCUGCUCUCCCCUCAUGCGGCAGUACGGCUUCGCCUGGCCCGAGAGGAUGAACUGCGACAAGCUGCCCGUCCUGGGCGACGCCGAGAUGCUGUGCAUGGAUUACAACCGCACCGAGGCCGCCACCACUUUGCCCCCCUUCCUCACCAAGCCCACCCGCCCCUCCAAAGGUGCCCACAGGAACCUGACCCCGCUGAACGGGGCCGGCUGCAAGCGGGCGUGUGAGUGCCGGGAGCCCCUGGUCUUCAUCUCCGAAGAGUCCCACCCGCUCUACAACAAGAUUGAGACAGGCCACGUCCGCAACUGCGCCGUCCCUUGCUUCCAGCCCUACUUCACCCAGGACGAGAAGACCUUUGCCACCUUUUGGAUAGGCCUGUGGUCUGUCCUCUGCUUUAUCUCCACCUUCACCACAGUGGCCACCUUCCUGAUUGACAUGGAGAGAUUCAAGUACCCGGAGCGCCCCAUCAUCUUCUUGUCCGCCUGUUAUCUCUUCGUCUCCAUCGGCUACAUCAUCCGGCUGGUGGUGGGCCACGCCAGCGUGGCUUGCAAUAAAGAUUACAACCACAUACACUACGAGACCACGGGCCCCGCCCUCUGCACGGUGGUCUUCCUCCUGAUCUAUUUCUUUGGCAUGGCCAGCUCCAUCUGGUGGGUCAUCUUGUCCCUCACCUGGUUCUUGGCUGCCGGGAUGAAGUGGGGCAACGAAGCCAUUGCUAGCUACUCCCAGUAUUUCCACAUGGCCGCCUGGCUCGUCCCCAGCGUCAAGUCCAUCGCGGUGCUGGCCCUGAGCUCGGUGGAUGGCGACCCGGUGGCCGGCAUCUGCUAUGUGGGCAACCAGAACCUAGACAAGCUGCGGGGUUUCGUCCUGGCUCCCUUGGUGGUGUACCUGUUCACAGGGACCAUGUUUCUGCUGGCCGGUUUUGUGUCCCUCUUCAGGAUCCGGAGUGUGAUUAAGCAAGGGGGCACCAAAACAGACAAGCUGGAGAAGCUGAUGAUCCGGAUUGGCAUCUUCACGGUGCUCUACACGGUCCCGGCCACCAUAGUGGUGGCCUGCUACAUUUAUGAGCAGCACUAUCGGGAACGGUGGGAGACGGCGCAAAACUGCUCUUGCCCUGGGGAGAAGCCCAAGGUCAAGCCUGACUAUGCUGUCUUUAUGCUGAAGUACUUCAUGUGCCUGGUGGUGGGAAUCACCUCGGGGGUCUGGAUUUGGUCGGGGAAGACCCUCGAGUCUUGGAGACGCUUCACAAGCAGGUGCUGCCGGAGCGGGAAGCCUGGGAGCACCGGCAUGUACAGCGAAGCGAGCGCAGCUCUGACGGCCAGGAGUGGGCUGCCCAACCCUGCUCCUUACCACAAACAAGUCCCACUGUCCCACGUCUGAAAAAAAGGGAGGGGGAGCAAAAAAACCCCAAAGCACCUUACUUGGUCGUAGUUGGGAGCAGGUAAGCACAGUGUGACUUGAGCUCCCAACUGCAAAAAGGUUUUGAAAUAACCCCUGGAGCUUUGUUUUUUAACCUGUCAUUUGGUCUGUCUGUUGUGAAACUCUUUGCUCCAUCUCCUCUUUUGGAGACACAAAAGAGGGGUGUGUUAAUGGGGGGGGGGAAAUGGACACAUUGCUUUGCCCAUAUUG